This is a messenger RNA of Eupeodes corollae, 1544 nucleotides long. RefSeq lists its product as uncharacterized. Bases 137 to 1459 code for a protein of 440 amino acids. The record is from RefSeq and is a predicted model, not a curated record. Lineage: Eukaryota; Metazoa; Arthropoda; Insecta; Diptera; Syrphidae. The transcript has 4 exons.
CUGGCACUACAUAAGCUGAGUAUUUUUAGUGAGAUCGAUCAGUAAACACUUUCGUCUGGUCUAGGGUGAACUUGUGGUCAUUUCUCUUCAUUUAUUGUUUUAGUUUCGUCAUUUUAACAUCACUUUGUUUACGAACAUGGCUGGAAUAGAAGAAACGAAAGAUUGGAUAGUUAAUACAGUUUGGCCGGAAAUAGUGAAAAAUGGAAAACUGAAAAGCGCUCAAAAUAAGAAUAUAAGUAGUGAAGAACCACCCACUUUACUCAAUGUAUCACUCACACCAAUUGGUAUAGAAGAGGCGUUCAUGUUAACAACUUGCCAUAAAAUAAAAAUAGACUAUACGUGCGGUAAUGAGGAAAGAUCUCUCCACUUAGUAGCUAAGCGAACUCCAAAAGAGGUUUCAGCUGAAAGUUAUGAAGCUGUCGAUUUCAAGACCUUGUUUUAUAAUGAAAUUACUGCGUACAACAAAAUUUUCCCUAAGCUGUUAAAGCUUACUAAUACAGAUACUAAAAAUUACAACUGUCCUACAUAUUACUAUUCGGAUGUAAAAGAAAUGGAAGCUUCAAUUGUACUCAGUGAUUUUAAAGAAGAUGGAUUUCAAAUGUCUCCAAGUCGGAUAAAUCUUUCAUUAGAACAUGUUUUAUUAGGAGUGGAGCUUAUUGGAGGUUUUCAUGGAUUAUGUUAUGCUCUAAAGGCUAUCAAUAAAAAAGAAUUUGACGAUCUUGCUGCAUUAGCAAAGGAAUCUCGUUACGCGAAAUCACCACCAGCAGAAUGGGGCUGUCUUGGUCCCAUAACUAUGAAGCGACUUUCAAAAGCAACAGAUAAAUUUUAUCCGGAAAUGCCAAAAGAUUUACAGGAAAAAAUCAAACAACUUUUAAAUGAUUGUUGGACAUACAGCAAGGAGAGAGUAAAACCAAUAGAGCCUUAUGCCACACUUUGUCAUGGGGAUUACCUGAGAAACAAUAUUGCAUUUUCUUACGAUGAUAAAGAGAAACCAACUGUUCCGAAAAAGGCAAUGAUGUUUGAUUUCCAAACACUAAGAUACUCCUCGCCAAUGGUCGACCUAACAACAUUUUUAACCAUUUCAACUGGAAUGGAUGUCAGAGUCCCGCAUUUUGAUAAAAUUUUUGAUACUUAUCAUCACAAACUUUCUUCGAGUUUUGUAGACUUUACAAAAAAAGAGCUUCCAGAAUUUAUGACAAGAUCAAAUAUGUUAAAAGAAUAUGUGAGGUAUCUUCCUUACAGCCUUGGUAUUGCUGCAUUCUUUCUUCCAAACAUGCAUGAACCAAAUAAUAUUUUUGCUAAAAACAUGCUAGGUGAAAAUUUUAAUCUAGAAUUAAUUGAAGCAGGCUUGAUGGCUCUCGGGGGAGAAGCAGCAGAUAAGGAGCUUGCAUCCUUACAAAAAGAACUAUACGAAUUUACUGUUCAAGAAGAUAUCAAUAUUUUUGAAGGAUUUUUGUAAUAUGUGCAUUUAUAGGUUGUGAUUUGUCCUUGUCUUAUGCUAAUAAAUAUACAUAUAUGUAUAUGUAUAACGACAAACAUUUUUU